CAUACAUUUUGAUCUGGCCACUUUCUGUUUGUAAGCCGGCUUACUUAACAUCUGCGAGCGAAAUAUUUAAUAUUAGAAUCAUCCAAAAUGUGUGGGAUUUGGGCUGUGUUUGGUUCUGAUGAAAAUGUGUCUGUGCAGUGCAAUGCUGUACACAAGAUUGUCCACAGGGGACCUGACGCGUUUAGGAUUGAAAAUAUCAACCAUCUUCAGAACUGCUGUUUAGGGUUUCAUCGUUUAUCUAUUGUUGACGACAUCAGGGGGAUGCAACCCAUGCGUCUGUACACUCAUCCUUACAUCUGGUUAAUUUACAACGGAGAAAUUUACAAUCAUAACUCGCUGAGAAAGGAAUUUGAACUUAAAGGCAGUACAGAAGUAGAUGGUGAACCCAUAAUCCAUUUGUACGAGAAGUUUGGACCUGAAGAGAUGGCCAAGCAUCUUGAUGGGGUAUUUGCGUUCUGUAUAUUGGACACCGCCAAUAGGAAAGUAAUUCUCGGAAGAGACACGUAUGGUGUACGACCUUUGUUUAGGUUCCAGACUGAGCAAGGGUUUUUGGCUGUUUGUUCGGAAGCUAAAGGUCUGUUUGGGUUAUCUCACAGCCUCUCCGAUGAUGAAGUUCACAUUGAACCCUUCCCACCUGGCCACAUCGAGGUGUACAACCUGGAUAAAGAUGGCCGAGCAUUUCUAGACAAGAGGGUACAAUUUCACGAGCCUUGCCAGCAACCACUACAUAAAAAAAACUCUGAUCUACCAAAAUCGAAAGAGAUUGAAAUAAUUCAAUCAACAAUUAGACAGUUAUUUGAGAGUGCUGUAGAGAAACGUCUUAUGUCGGAGAGGAGAAUCGGCUGUCUUUUAUCUGGUGGUUUAGACUCAAGUCUAGUUGCGGCUCUCCUGGUGAAACUGGUAAAGAAAAAGAAUGUCCCAUACCCUAUCCAGACAUUUGCUAUAGGCAUGGAAGGUAGCCCAGAUCUCUUGGCUGCACAGAAGGUGGCUAAGUUUUUGGGCACUGAGCACCACGAGGUACUGAUGACACCUGAGGAGGGGCUAGAAGCUAUAGACAAGGUGAUUUAUCACCUGGAGAGUUAUGACAUCACAACAGUGAGGGCUUCUGUAGGUAUGUUCCUGCUGAGCAAGUACAUCAAAGAGAAGACGGACACGACCGUCAUCUUGUCUGGGGAGGGGUCUGACGAGCUGGCCCAGGGCUACAUCUACUUCCAUCGUGCCCCCACCCCUGAGGACGGCCACAACGAGAGUUUACGUCUGCUGAAGGAUCUCUACAUGUACGACGUGCUCAGGGGGGACAGGACAACUGCCGCCUGGGGGCUAGAGAUCCGUGUGCCAUUCCUGGACCAUCUGUUUACACACUACUAUCUCUCACUGGACCCAGAGCUCAAGCAGCCCAAGAAUGGGAUAGAGAAACAUUUGCUCAGAUCAGCUUUUGCUGAUGAAGGCCUUUUGCCUGAUGAGAUUCUGUGGCGUCCUAAAGAAGCUUUCAGUGAUGGGAUCUCAUGCAUGACUAGGUCCUGGUAUGAGAUUAUACAAGACCACUGUAAGGAGCAGAUCAACGAGACGGACCUGGCAAAAGCCGCCAGCCUGUACCCCCACAACCCUCCCAAAACGGAGGAGGCGCUGUACUACCGCAGGAUCUUUGAGAAGUACUACCCUCACAAGGCCACCUGGAUCCCUUACUUCUGGAUGCCCAGAUGGUCACAGUCCAGUGACCCGUCGGCCCGAACACUCAAACACUACAAGCAGUGAGUCAGGCUGACAUUGGACCCAUACAAACAACUUGUUAGGUUGGAAUCUCCAGUGUACAACACACUAAAUGCUCUAGAUAUUUUAUUUUAUUUUGAAAACUUGACUGACUUAUUUUCAGUUGUUUUUGACCAUUGUGCCAUACACAUCUAACAAAUAUUUACUAUUUUCAAAUUUUAUUUGGUUUUAAAAUAAAAUACUCUAUUCUUAUUGAC
Physella acuta is the source of this 1967-nucleotide messenger RNA. Its product is annotated as asparagine synthetase [glutamine-hydrolyzing]. Gene Ontology annotation, cellular component: cytosol. The record is from RefSeq and is a predicted model, not a curated record. Gene Ontology annotation, molecular function: asparagine synthase (glutamine-hydrolyzing) activity. Lineage: Eukaryota; Metazoa; Mollusca; Gastropoda; Physidae.